GACUAGGGUGUUGCUGGAUCACUUGCUGGUGGUUGCCAUGGAUGGCGCCGCCUACGACCGGUGCGUUUUCCGGCGGUUGCAUUGCUAUGGGUUGAUCACAGACGGAGGCGUUGACUUCUCCGGCGAGAAGCUUUUCCUGUCUAAAGAGUUUAUCGAUAUGAUGUGGAGACGCACUCUCUUUCUCUUGGAUGUUCUUAAACUUGGUUACAACUUCAUCUUCACGGACACAGACAUAAUCUGGUUAAGGAACCCAUUCACAAGGCUUAGCAGCAAUACAUCAGAGGACUUGCAAAUUAGUACAGACAUAUUCACCGGGGACCCCUGGUCAACCUCCAACCCAAUCAACACCGGCUUCUACUACGUCCGGUCAAACCCUAAAACCAUCACACUGUUCCAGACCUGGUACGACUCCAGAAACAGCUACCCCUCCAACAUGAAAGAGCAAGACAUCCUUGCCCUAAUGAAAAGAGCUGGGGUGUUCAAACAGAUGGGCCUUCUCGUAAGGUACUUGGAUGUCACGUACUUCAGUGGAUUCUGUACCGAUAGUAAGGAUGUCACUGUCGUCGUCACCGUGCACGCUAAUUGCUGCAAAGGCAUUGCCGCUAAAGUUGUCGAUCUCAAACAUGUUCUGAGAGACUGGAAGAAUUACCGCAGGGGCCGUCACGUAAUUGUGCCGCCCAAUUAUAGCCACAGUGACAAUAACAGUGACAAUAACAAUAACAAUCAUUUCAGAUGGUCUGAACACUACUAUUGCAAUCAUUCUUGGGGGCCUAGUAAAAAUACUUUGGUUUAGUUCUUUACGCUUAAAUUCCGCGUAAAGGUUAUCACAAUCCUCAACCAAUAUAUAUACUCAAAUUUAUGUCCAAACAAAAUGCGUAUAUAAUGUUGUGUCCCGGCGGCCGGCCAUUUGGG
Cuscuta epithymum is the source of this 912-nucleotide messenger RNA. Lineage: Eukaryota; Viridiplantae; Streptophyta; Magnoliopsida; Solanales; Convolvulaceae. The record is from the annotation of a GenBank genome assembly.